UUCCAAGAUGGCAGGUGAAAAUAUCGCUGGACUGUGCUUCUGUCCGCUCUAUUCAUCAGUAAUCUCUAUGGAAGUGACGUAGCUGACAUCCGUGUGUGAUAAUGUGGCGGCAGCUUUUUGUGGGCACACUGAAAUGUUUGAGCGCACGACAGUGUGCACGGUAUCAUAGCGGACUGCCCGACAGAUCUUCAGGGACACAAUGGAAGAAACCGAUCGGUUUUGAUACCGGUGUGAAAGUCUACAACAGUCUGACCAGACAAAAAGAGCCUCUCAUCGUGAAAAGAAAGGGGCAAGCUACAUGGUACAGCUGUGGACCUACUGUGUACGACCAUGCCCACUUGGGACAUGCCUGCUCCUACGUUAGGUUUGACCUGCUGCAGAGGAUUUUGUCGAGAUUGUUUGGAAUUGCUGUCAACCACGCUAUGGUCAUCACUGAUAUUGAUGACAAAAUCAUCCAGAGAAGUUUGGAGGAAAACACUUCUCCAUCUGUCAUAGCCAGAAGGUAUGAAGAUGAAUUCAAAAAGGAUAUGCUGUCAUUAAAGGUGAUUCCUCCUGCAGUUUAUUUAAAAGUCACUGAGAACGUGCAUCACAUUGUGGCAUUCAUUCAGAAGAUCAUUGACAAUGGACAUGCUUAUGCCACAAAAGAAGGUGAUGUAUAUUUCGACAUCCAGUCCAUUGGUGAUCGUUAUGGCAAGUUUUGGGGAUCUGCCCAUUCUCAGCUUGAGCCAGGAAACUUAAAUAAAAGAGACUCCAGGGAUUUUGCUCUGUGGAAGCAUUCCAAACUGCAAGAACCAUACUGGGUAUCUCCAUGGGGCCGAGGAAGACCUGGUUGGCAUGUUGAAUGUUCUACCAUUGCUAGUUCAGUGUUUGGGAGUGAUCUGGAUAUCCAUUCUGGAGGCAUUGAUCUGGCCUUUCCUCACCAUGAGAAUGAGAUCGCUCAGAGUGAAGCCUAUCACCAGUGUGAACAGUGGGGAAAUUAUUUCCUCCAUUCUGGUCACUUACAUCUACAAGGCAGUGCAGAAAAAAUGUCUAAAUCUAUGAGAAACUAUAUUACCAUAAAGGAUUUCCUUGGGGUUUAUUCUGCCAAUGAAUUCAGGAUGUUUUGUCUCUUGACAAAAUACAGAUCAGGGAUUGAUUACAGUGAUGGCAGCAUGUCGGUGGCUCAGAGCACUCUGCAAAGUCUGUCCACCUUCCUGCAUGAUUCCCAGGUUUACAUGGCUGGCCAGCUGCACUGUUUACCCAUACAUGAAGCACUUCUGUGGGAGAGGCUGACUGAAACUGAAACCAGGGUGGUGAUGGCGCUGGCAGAUGACUUUGACACUACUCGAGCUGUUGGUGCUCUUAUGGAUCUUGUUCAUCAUGGGAACCGCCAACUCCAGCCUGUCUCAAUGUCUCAUGGACUGGCAAGAAGCCCAGCUGUGUUUGGAGCAAUUGCCUGUUACAUCAGGAAUGUCCUCGACAUGUUUGGAAUUGAUAUGCUCCACAAUAAGGAAGAACGCGUGGUGAGUACUGCAGGAAGCCUGGAAGCUGUCAUUGACCACCUGACUCAGUUUAGAAGUGAAGUUCGAGCAUUUGCCCUUACUCAUCAGGAAGCCUCCCAAAAACCUGGACUGUACCCUGAAAGAAUGACUCUUCUAAAAGCCUGUGACACCCUGAGAAAUAACUUGGCACCCCUGGGUGUGCAGAUAAAGGACAGAGGAGCCACCUCUACAUGGGAGAUAACCUGUGCAAGACACAAAGACCUCUCUGACGAAUAAUGAUGGCUUUAAUGAAGUCUAGCAUUUCAUUCUGUAAAUAGAGGUCAUCCCCUCCAGUUUAACGCAAUAACUAAAAACAGUAAACUGUCAUCUUGUAAAUCAUUAAGUAAAAAUGGCAUAUGAGGAUAAACUGAUUAAACUUUUGUUUUAAAUAUUGUUUUGUUUACUUGGUGCUCCAGAUCAAUACAGAUCAAUU
This is a messenger RNA of Thalassophryne amazonica, 1953 nucleotides long. It is a transcript of the gene cars2, whose product is annotated as cysteinyl-tRNA synthetase 2, mitochondrial. Gene Ontology annotation, molecular function: cysteine-tRNA ligase activity; ATP binding. Bases 102 to 1757 code for a protein of 551 amino acids. The transcript is spliced from 15 exons. NCBI's taxonomy places the organism in Eukaryota, Metazoa, Chordata, Actinopteri, Batrachoidiformes, Batrachoididae. The record is from RefSeq and is a predicted model, not a curated record. Gene Ontology annotation, biological process: cysteinyl-tRNA aminoacylation. Gene Ontology annotation, cellular component: cytoplasm.